Messenger RNA from Marmota monax (woodchuck), 3643 nucleotides. It is a transcript of the gene Odad4, whose product is annotated as outer dynein arm docking complex subunit 4. Bases 136 to 2103 code for a protein of 655 amino acids. The transcript is spliced from 12 exons. Gene Ontology annotation, cellular component: cytoplasm. The record is from RefSeq and is a predicted model, not a curated record. Gene Ontology annotation, molecular function: protein binding. NCBI's taxonomy places the organism in Eukaryota, Metazoa, Chordata, Mammalia, Rodentia, Sciuridae.
AGGAGCCAAGGGCGGGACCGGAAGUCAGUCUCUGUCUCUCGGUUGCUAGGAGACGAGUCUUCUACAAGCCAGACAGAAGUUCUGCAGCUUCUUUUCCUCCCUUUCUCCACUUCAGCUUCCCCAAAGCCUGUCACCAUGUUGGAACCCGCAACUGAAACUUUGCGAAGUACCUUUCCCUCUUACAUGGCAGAGGGCGAGCGGCUCUACCUGCGCGGGGAAUUCUCUAAAGCCGCCCAGAGCUUUAGCAACGCUCUUCACCUUCAGAAUGGAGACAAGAACUGCCUGGUUGCCCGCUCAAAGUGCUACCUGAAGAUGGGAGACUUGGAGAAAUCCCUGAAGGAUGCUGAGGCUUCACUCCACAGCGACCCAACUUUCUGCAAGGGAAUUUUACAAAAGGCGGAGACCCUGUACACCAUGGGAGACUUUGAGUUUGCCUUGGUGUUCUAUCAUCGAGGUUACAAAUUGCGGCCUGAUCGGGAAUUCAAAGUUGGAAUUCAGAAAGCCCAGGAAGCCAUCAACAACUCAGUGGGAAGUCCUUCUUCCAUUAAGCUGGAGAACAAAGGGGACGUGUUCUUCUUAAGCAAGCAGGCCGAGAGUAUGAAAGCCCAGCAGAAGCCUCAUCCCAUUAAGCAACUCCCACACCACACCAAGAGAGAAUCCAAGCGGAAGGGCUCAUUCAAGAGUGAGAAGACUAUCCGCCAACUGCUGGGGGAGCUCUACGUGGACAAGGAGUAUCUGGAGAAGCUCCUACUGGAUGAAGACCUCAUCAAAGGCACCAUCAAGGGCGGCUUGACUGUGGAAGACCUCAUCAUGAUGGGCAUCAACUACCUGGACACCCGCAGCAACUUCUGGAGGCAGCAGAAGCCAAUCUAUGCCAGGGAGCGGGACCGGAAGCUAAUGCAAGAGAAGUGGCUGCGUGACCGCAAACGUCACCCGUCACAGACGGCCCGUUACAUCCUCAAGAGCCUGGAGGACAUCGACAUGUUGCUGACCAGUGGCAGUGCCGAAGGGAGUCUUCAAAAAGCUGAGAAAGUGCUGAAGAAGGUGCUGGAAUGGAACAAAGAAGAGGUGCCCAACAAGGACGAACUGCUCGGGAACUUGUACAGCUGCAUCGGGAACGCCCAGAUUGAGCUGGGGCAGAUGGGAGCAGCCCUGCAGAGCCACAGAAAGGACCUGGAGAUCGCCAAGGAAUAUGACCUUCCUGAUGCAAAAUCAAGAGCCCUUGACAACAUUGGCAGGGUUUUUGCCAGAGUUGGGAAAUUCCAGCAAGCCAUUGACACGUGGGAAGAGAAGAUCCCUCUGGCUAAAACUACCCUGGAGAAGACCUGGUUGUUCCAUGAGAUUGGCCGCUGUUACUUGGAGCUGGACCAGGCCUGGCAGGCUCAGAAUUAUGGUGAGAAGUCUCAGCAAUGUGCCGAGGAAGAAGGGGACAUUGAGUGGCAGCUGAACGCCAGCGUUUUGGUGGCACAGGCACAAGUAAAGCUGCAAGACUUCGAGUCGGCUGUGAACAAUUUUGAGAAGGCCCUGGAGAGAGCGAAGCUGGUCCAUAACAACGAGGCACAGCAGGCCAUCAUCAGCGCCUUGGAUGAUGCCAACAAGGGCAUCGUGGAAGAACUGAAGAAAACUAACUACAGGGAGAUGCUCAAAGACAAAGAAGAGGCCCCUGCCCUGAAUGAAGACAGAACAGUGGAGGCGAAGGAGAAGGAAGGGAAGAAAGGGAGGGAGGACACCAAGAAGGUGAUGAAGAGCUGGGAAAGGGAGCAAGGGGAGAGCGACGGAGACACAGAGGACGAGGAAUUCAAGGACGAUUCUCAGAGACAGAAGGCAGAGAAAGCCAGAAGAAGCUUCAGGGAAGAUUCCAGGAGAGUGUCGGAGGGCAGGACGCUGCUGGAGGUGGACAGGAGAGAGUCCAGGGAAAUUUACAGGCGGCCUUCAGAAUUAGACCAAGAGAUUUCCGGAGAAUUAAGCACAAAGGCCUCAGAAAGACUGGAGAAAAGAGUUUCUGAAGUAAGUUCAGGAGAGAAAGAACCGGGGGAAACAGAAGAAAAAGAAGAAGUGGAAGCGGAGGAAACAAAAAUUGCCGAAGAAAUGGAAAAGGAGUAGAGUGAAGCCUGCCUUACCAGGCAUUAGCAGGAGGCUGGUGCUCGAGGGCCACGACUCCUCUUAACUGGAUUUUCAAGCUGAGAUGUGUUUUUGAUGGGGGGGGGGAAUGGGAAACAGGUUCCCACAGGUCACCUCUACCUCUUUCUAUCACUAAUUUCUCAUUAAAUAUGUAUCUUUCACUUUUGCAAACCCUAAAUAUCAUUUUGCCCCCUCACUCCCACCCGUUUUCAGAAGAGCCUCAUGGAAGAAAUGAGAAAGGUGAUCUCAGACAGGUGAAGAAGCAGGUGAGCUCCAGGGAACCCAGAAAGUUAUAGUCGUUAUUAUUCUUUGGUACUAGGGAUUGAACCCAGGGACACUUUACCACUGAGCUAUGUCCCCAACCCUUUUUUAUUUUUAAUUUUGAGACAGGGUCUCAAUAAGUUGUUUAAGGCCUUGCUGAGGCUGGGCUUGAACUAGCGAUCCUCCUGCCACAACCUCCCGGGUUGUGCCACUGUGCUAGACUGGAAACCAGAAAGUUUUAAGGGAGAAGGAAAAGAGAACGGCCUGGGAGUAGUGGUGUGUCUACCCAGCUCCUAGCCCCUGGUUCACCCAGCAAGGACCUACUGAGUGCAGGACUGGAAGACCACACCACAGGAAGGAUCAGUGUUGGCUGGAAAGGCCUCAGCCAUCAUCAGCAAUCAUACUGUGGGCUGACUAGGCCCCAAAGCAGAAUGAAAGGAACGAAGGGAACGCUGGUGCUGGUGGUUGCUCUAAGGACCCAGAGGAAGAGAGAUGGCUUCUGCCACAGAAUAGCAGGGGAGCCUGGGAGUAGGUGCUGCAGAGGGACUCCACCUCUGCCACCUCUGGGUGGUCCAAUCAAGUAAAUCAGGCCACUAAAGCUUGUUUCCUCCUCUGUACAACAAGGAACCUGCCUCCAGGAUUGACCUGAGAAUUAUGAGUGCAAAGAAACUCUAAAAAAUCCAAGCAUUCAAUGGCUUUACUGGGGAGGUGGCGGCCUAGCAGUUGGCCAAAGAGGGUAAUUCCUUUACCACGGUGGUCCUGGGUCAGGGAUGAGGCUGACUUUUGCUGAAAAGGAGCCAGGACUAUGUUCAGGAAACGUGAGGUGGUUGCAAAAUUUACCGCAGUGACCAAAAACUAGACAAUUUCUUUUUUUUUUCCAUUUAAAAAAAUUUUUUGAGGGGGGAUAGCAGAGGAUAGGAAAGGCAGCAGAAUACAACAGACACUAGUAUGGCAAUAUGUAAAACAGUGGAUGUGUAACUGAUGUGAUUCUGCAAUCUGUAUACGGGGUAUAAAUGGGAGUUCAUAACCCACUUGAAUCAAAGUGUGAAAUAUGAUAUAUCAAGAACUAUGUAAUGUUUUGAACAACCAACAAUAAAAAUUAAAAAUAAAUAAAUAAAUAAAUAAAUAAAAUAAAAAAAAUUUUUAUGGGCUGGGGUUGUGGCUCAGUGGUAGAGUGCUCGCCUAGCAUGUGCAAGGACCUGGAUUUGAUCCUCAACACCACAUAAAAAUAAAUACAAUAAAGAUAUUGUGCCCAGGGCUG